Molecule: messenger RNA, 1607 nt
Organism: Pelecanus crispus (Dalmatian pelican)
Lineage: Eukaryota; Metazoa; Chordata; Aves; Pelecaniformes; Pelecanidae
Source: RefSeq, a predicted model, not a curated record
GUCAGAAUGUGAAACGUGAGUCUGGAAGAAAAGUCCAGACUGGAAACAUCACUGCUGCUAAGACCAUUGCUGACAUUAUCCGAACAUGUUUAGGACCAAGAGCUAUGAUGAAGAUGCUUUUGGACCCCAUGGGUGGGAUUGUGAUGACCAAUGAUGGCAAUGCUAUUCUUAGAGAAAUUCAAGUCCAGCAUCCAGCUGCAAAAUCAAUGAUAGAGAUCAGCCGUACUCAAGAUGAAGAAGUUGGAGAUGGAACGACAUCUGUAAUUAUCCUUGCUGGAGAGAUGCUCUCUGUUGCCGAACACUUCCUUGAACAGCAGAUGCAUCCAACUGUGAUCAUUGGGGCUUAUCGUAAGGCUCUGGAUGACAUGAUCGGUAUUCUAAAGAAAAUUGGCACUCCAGUGGACGUGAACAACAAAGAGAUGAUGCUUAAAAUAAUAAAGAGUGCUAUAAAUACCAAGGCAAUAAACCGCUGGUCCGACUUGGCCUGUAGCAUUGCUCUUGAUGCUGUUAAGACUGUGGAGUUUGAAGAAAAUGGCAGAAAGGAAAUUGAUAUUAAAAAAUAUGCAAAAGUAGAAAAGAUUCCAGGUGGUUUUAGCGAAGACUCAUGUGUUUUGCGUGGGAUCAUGGUGAAUAAAGAUGUCACUCAUCCCAGGAUGCGUCGCCUUAUUAAGAAUCCGCGCAUUGUCCUUCUGGAUUGUUCGCUAGAGUACAAGAAAGGAGAGAGCCAGACUGAUAUCGAAAUAACACGGGAGGAAGACUUUGCCCGCAUCCUGCAGAUGGAGGAAGAGUACAUUCAGCAGAUUUGCGAGGAUCUGAUGAGAGUCAAGCCGGAUCUGGUCAUCACAGAAAAAGGAAUUUCUGACUUGGCCCAACACUACCUGAUGAAAGCCAACAUCACCGCCAUCCGCCGAGUGAGGAAGACGGACAACAACAGGAUCGCCAGGGCCUGCGGAGCUCGCAUCGUGAGUCGCACAGAUGAGCUGCGGGAGGAGGAUGUGGGAACUGGAGCCAGGCUCUUUGAAGUUAAAAAAAUAGGAGACGAGUAUUUUGCCUUCAUCACCGAUUGCAAAGACCCCAAAGCUUGCACUAUCAUUCUGCGUGGAGCCAGCAAGGAAAUCCUAGCAGAGGUAGAACGCAACCUUCAGGAUGCCAUGCAGGUGUGUCGCAACGUCCUCAUCGACCCGCAGCUGGUGCCAGGCGGGGGAGCUACCGAAAUGGCCGUUUCCCACGUGCUGACAGAGAAGUCCAAAGGCAUGACGGGCGUGGAGCAGUGGCCCUACCGUGCAGUAGCCCAGGCUCUGGAAGUCAUUCCCCGAACGUUGAUCCAGAACUGUGGCGCUAGUACCAUCCGUGUGCUGACCUCGCUCAGGGCAAAACACACUCAAGAAGGCAGCCAGACGUGGGGAGUGAACGGAGAGACCGGAGCCUUAGUUGAUAUGAAGGACCUGGGGAUCUGGGAGCCUUUAGCUGUCAAACUGCAGACCUACAAAACAGCGGUAGAGACUGCAGUUCUCCUCCUCCGCAUCGAUGACAUUGUUUCGGGCCACAAAAAGAAGGGCGAUGAUCAAAGCCAGCAGCCCGCUGUGCCGGAGGCAGCCCAGGAAUAA